Molecule: messenger RNA, 1065 nt
Organism: Alternaria atra
Lineage: Eukaryota; Fungi; Ascomycota; Dothideomycetes; Pleosporales; Pleosporaceae
Exons: 1
Coding region: 1-1065 (354 amino acids)
Biological process (GO): double-strand break repair
Cellular component (GO): cytoplasm; PML body
Molecular function (GO): single-stranded DNA binding; 5'-tyrosyl-DNA phosphodiesterase activity
Source: RefSeq, a predicted model, not a curated record
AUGCCUCCAGUGAAGCCCAGCCCCGCCAUGCAAGCUGCCGCAGCCGCCUUCUCCACAACUAUAAAGAAACGCGAAGAUGCCUUUUACGAACCGAGGAAACAGGACUACUAUCGCGUCUCGUCUGACGGUAAUUGGGUACCAGCAUCAUCCGGUGACGCACUUGCAAAAGAUGAAUUGCAACCAUCUCUACACUCUAGAGAGAUCCGCCUGAUCUCCUGGAACAUCGAUGUCCUCGUCCCAUUCGCAGAAGAACGAAUGAGUGCAGCGCUAGACCAUUUGCAUGAUCUGGUAUCAUGGACAAGGCCGGAAUCUGCAAUCAUCAUAUUCUUCCAAGAAAUGGGAGUGUCGGACAUGGAACAAAUACGAGACUCAGCCUGGGUCAAGCAACGCUUUAACCUCACAGAGAUCGACUCGCGAAACUGGUUAGGUCCUCAUUAUGGUACCACAACGCUUGUAGAUCGGCGACUGCACAUAGACUCUGUUUUCCGUGUUCCGUGGUAUAGCAAGUUCGAUCGAGACGGCCUGUUUGUUGACAUUAGUCUUUACAAUCAAAAGGACUCAAACGCUCCAUCCAAAGUCAUGCGGCUAUGUAAUACGCAUCUGGAAUCCCUGGUCGCCGACCCACCUGUUCGCCCUAUUCAAAUGGCAGCCGCGAAGCAGUACUUCAAUCAACGCAACAUUUCAUGCGCCGUUCUAGCUGGCGAUCUCAAUGCUAUUCAACCGUUUGAUCGCACACUCCACGCCGAAAACGUACUCAGAGAUGCCUACCUCCAGAUUGGUGGUCAAGAAGACACUCCGGGUGAAGAAGAUAGUGAUGACGGGUACACUUGGGGUUACCAGUCUCCACAGGUCUUGAAAGACAGAUUCGGAUGCAGUAGGAUGGAUAAAAUCUUAUAUGGAGGGUUCAUAAAACCAAUCAAGUUUCAGCGGAUUGGCAUGGGCGUCAAAGUAGCAGAAGAGCAUAGGCAGAUGAUGAAGGACGCGGGAGAGCUGGAUUGGGUUUCAGAUCAUUACGGUGUGAUGUGCGACUUUGUUAUUUUCUCUGAUGGGCAGCUAGUUGAAUAA